AUGUUCGCCAACCAGCUCACUGCCUUCGUCCUCGCUUCUGCUCUUUCCUUGAAGGGUGCCAUGGCUGGUCCUCUUGCCAGCCAACAGCCACCUUUCCCUGGUGGUGGAACCACCUGCAGCAGCACCAACACCAUCACUCAGACAGGGUUCUACGACCCCCUUUGCUCGGUCGUCGUCACUGUGACCGAAGCUCCCCAGGCCACUUGCACUAGCACCAGCACCAUCACGGUCACCCUCCCCUUCGACGGCGCUGUCCCUAACGCCUUCCCCACCCCGGCCCCUACAGCUUCGGUCGUACCCCGUGGAGCAGAUGACUGCUCCGUCGUCGUUACCGUCACCGUUCCGGGACCUGGCGAUGGCCCCCACGGUCCUAAGGGAGGGUUCACCACUUGCCCUUUCACCAACACUGUCACCCAGACUUUGGCCCCAACUCCGGCUGACCCUGACUGUUCUGUUGUUGUCACUGUUACCGAGCGCCUUCCCAGGCCCACCCACUUUUAG
Messenger RNA from Coprinopsis cinerea okayama7#130, 501 nucleotides. RefSeq lists its product as hypothetical. The transcript has 2 exons. Bases 1 to 501 code for a protein of 166 amino acids. Lineage: Eukaryota; Fungi; Basidiomycota; Agaricomycetes; Agaricales; Psathyrellaceae. The record is from RefSeq and is a predicted model, not a curated record.